GCGGAGGGGGGAGUGGAACGGCAACGCCGGGGGGUGUGGUUUGUGCCUGAUGGACAGCCCUCCGGACCACCCCCUCCGGGGGGGUCCUGAAGGAAGGCAGAUGUAGCCAAUGGACGUGCCCGAGGCGCCCCGGCCCGCCCUCCCCGCCAGCCAAUGAGGGAGCGGCGGGCGGGGCCUUCCCGGGCUCGGCCGCGCCGCCGCCUCCUCCGCCUCCUCCUCCUCACCAGCGCUAAACCCGGGACUGGACCGAGCGGAGUUGUGCGUGUUGCCGAAGAGGGGUGGGCCGGGGGAGGGGAGGUUCGUUCCGCGGAGCCGCAGCCAGAACCGGGAUCAGGAAUCACCUUCAGACCAGUCUGGUGAAACGUUGCCAGAAAUUAAGAAAACAUACCUCUUAUUCCUCAACUGUGUCUCUCUACUGGAUCCUUUUCUUUGUCAUAUCCUAGUGUACAGUAAGUUCACAAAGGUUCUUUGGCAUGGAUAAAUGUUCAGUGAGAGGAUUAGACUUGGCUGAACAGACUCCUGUUUUAUUAGAGCAUAAAGCCAUGGCAGCUAGUCUCUUGGAUAUAGGAAAUUCAUUUGGUAACCCAACUAGUCCUUUAGAUAACAGAUGUAGAAAUUCAUCGGUGGAAGAAGAUGAUGAUGAUGUUGUAUUUAUUGAAUCUAUACAACCUCCUUCAACUUCUACUCCAGCAGGAGCUGAUCAAAGAAAUUUUAUAUUUGCUUCAUCAAGAAAUGAAAGGCUACAAGGAAAUUAUUCCAUAAUUCUUCCUUCCUCAAGAGAUUUGGCUUCUGAGAAGGGAAAUGUAAGUGAGACAAUUGUUAUCGAUGAUGAAGAGGACAUAGAAACAAAUGGAGGGGAAAAGAAAAAUUCUUCCAAUUUUAUUGAAUGGGGACUUCCUGGAACUAAAAAUAGAACCAAAGAUUUGGAUUUCUCCACUUCCAGUCUUUCAAGAAGUAAGACCAAGACUGCAGUAGGACCUUUUAAUCCUGGUAGAAUGAAUGUGGCAGGAGUUGAAUUUCAGAAUGGAGGAUAUGCAACUCACCAUAGUCCUGAUUCUUGGAUCUCCCAGUCAGCAUCAUUUCCCCGUAAUCAGAAACAGCCAGGGGUGGAUUCUUUAUCACCAGUGGCCUCCCUUCCUAAACAGAUUUUCCAGUCUUCAGUCCAACAGCAACUUACAAAACCAGCUAAAAUCACUUGUGCACACUGCAAAAAACCUUUACAGAAGGGACAGACAGCUUAUCAACGAAAAGGAUCAGCUCACCUCUUUUGUUCUACCACCUGCCUUUCUUCCUUCUCUCAUAAGCGCACUCCAAAGAAACGCAACGUAAUUAAAAAAGAUGUACCUACAAAAAGGGCUACUAAUGUUCCUCAAGUUGAGUCAAGAGAAUCCUCCCAAGAAUUUUGUAGUACGUCUUUGCCUCCCUAUGAAGACAACCAGAAUCUUAGAAAAAGAAUUAAUAAAUCGAGAUGUAUAAUCUGUAGUAAACUAACAGAGAUUCGCCAUGAAGUCAGCGUUAAUAAUGUAAUACAUAAACUGUGCAGUAACCAGUGCUUUAAUAAGUACAGGUUGGCCAAUGGACUAAUAAUGAAUUGCUGUGAACAGUGUGGAGAGUACUUGCCCAAUAAAAGUGCUGGAAACAAUGUCCUGAUCAUUGAAGGUCAGCAGACAAGAUUUUGCUGCCAAGGUUGUGUUAAUGAAUAUAAACAGAUGCUGGAAACAAAAUCAAAAAAUUUGUCAGCAUCAGAAAACAGAAAAAGGAAUGCUGUUAGAGAAGAAGAAAAUGAAAGAAAAGCAUAUGGACCAUUGAAUACUCUUUUAGAAAAAAAAGAGGGAAUACCAGAGAAAAAGGAAAAGACUUCAGAGCUACAGGUUUUGGCAGAAUAUAGCACAGAUACAUCACUGAUCAAGCAGGAUGUGAAUUUACCUUCUUCUAUGUUAACCAUAGCUGAUAAAUUUCAAGAGCCGCUGGAAGAGAAAAAAUCAGAAGACUGCAUUAUAUCAGUUGUACUUUCUACAGACCCAGGUACAUGGCCCCGAAUUUUGAAUACUAAACAACGGGACAUUCUUGUUGAAAACGAUCCACCUCAAGUAAGAAAUUUUAACUUUCCAAAAGACAAUACAGGGAGGAAGUUUUCAGAAACUUACUACACACGAAUUCUUCCAAAUGGUGAUAAAACCACUAGAUCCUGGUUACUUUAUUCGACUGCAAAAGAUUCUGUAUUUUGUUUGUAUUGCAAACUCUUUGGGGAAGGAAAAAAUCAACUGAAGAAUGAGAAUGGGUGCAAAGAUUGGCAGCAUUUAUCACAUAUUCUUAGCAAACAUGAGGAAAGUGAAAUGCAUAUCAACAAUAGUGUUAAGUAUUCAAAAUUAAAAUCUGAUUUGAAAAAAAAUAAAACUGUGGAAUCUGCAGAACAUGGAUUACAUGAGAAUGAGAAAAAUGAUGGUGUGCUCUUGUUGUACACAUAAUAUGCCUGAUGUGGUUCUUGACAUAAUAGGGUCUUAAAUUUAUUCAGAAAAGAUCUAUACCCUAAUGGUCAGUACCAUUUUUGUUGGGAGGCUCCUAUGACUUUCAGCAGUUCGUUAGCAAUAAGUAUAAUAGCAAAUAAAUAGUAAAGAAUGUUUCUGUUCCAAAUUCUAAAGCUAAUUGGGUUCAGUAGUAAUUAAUGCAGAUUUCAAUAAAGGCAGUUGUUACUUUUUCAUUCUGUGUCAAUUCACACCUUUUACAACUGGCAUUUGAGGACUGACAUUUAACAUGUUUGGUUAAUUUUCUGUUCUGAUUACUUUGCAAGAGGGAGAAAAAAGGCUUCAAUUUAUCAAUACUAGUUUGAACAAGAUACUGUGUGACUAUUCUCAUCAUUAUUAAGGUAAAAACAUUCAGAAACAGUUUGAGAGUAGAAUGGAAUCUGAAACUGCAGCUUUUUGCUAUUAAACCAAAUACCUGUGAUUUAUUUCUUUUGGGCAAAACAUUUUUUUAUUAUCUGAGCAAAACAGCAUUAUUUGUUACAUUAUAUUAAGGUGAUUAAUUUGCAUUUUAUUGGUCUUAAUUUAUAAAUGUUUUUGCUUUUAUUGUUGUGUGAGAACUAUAAGAAUAAAGAGUGUAUACCUAUUUUUAUGUUAGUACAAAUCUAAGAAAUAUUAAAAAUAUGUUAAGUCAA
Zalophus californianus (California sea lion) is the source of this 3157-nucleotide messenger RNA. It is a transcript of the gene ZMYM5, whose product is annotated as zinc finger MYM-type containing 5. Lineage: Eukaryota; Metazoa; Chordata; Mammalia; Carnivora; Otariidae. Gene Ontology annotation, molecular function: zinc ion binding. Bases 474 to 2468 code for a protein of 664 amino acids. The transcript is spliced from 9 exons. The record is from RefSeq and is a predicted model, not a curated record.